Molecule: messenger RNA, 32357 nt
Organism: Gasterosteus aculeatus aculeatus (three-spined stickleback)
Lineage: Eukaryota; Metazoa; Chordata; Actinopteri; Perciformes; Gasterosteidae
Source: RefSeq, a predicted model, not a curated record
GCAGAUCCGUCAAACGUUGCUUCAGUUUUCAAUCUCCACCAGCUACUACGGAGCAGAAUCAGUUCCUCCACUUCACCGACCGGACCCUCGUCUUCAGCCCCACGACGCGCACUCUACCGCCGCAUUAACGCUGCCUGUCUCUCCCGGCAGAGCGGGGGCCAUGCUGCUGGGGGGCCGCGGGUGAGAAAGCAUGUCGUUGGACUACAGCCCAGAUGACCCGAUGGAGAGGGGGUCCAUCCCCCUGGACAUCGACAACGUGCACAUGCUGCUCCAGGUGGAACAAGAACAGAUUCAGAAGAAGACCUUCACCAACUGGGUCAACGCUCAGCUGACCAAGCGGAGGCCUCCCUGCAGGGUCCUGGAUCUGUUCAACGACUUCCGAGACGGAUCCAAACUGCUGGACCUGCUGGAGGUGAUGAGCGGCCAGCGUCUCAGUCGGGAGCGCGGCAGGGGAAUGUUUCAGCACCGGAGCAACAUCGAGAAGGCCCUCUCCUUUCUGAAGAGCAAAUCGAUCAAACUGGUCAACAUUAACAUUCCUGACAUUAUUGAUGGUAAACCGUCCAUCAUCCUAGGCCUCAUAUGGACCAUCAUUCUUCAGUAUCAUAUCGAGGAGCUGGCCAGCAGCCUCUCGUUCUCUUCCCGUCAGUCCUCCAUGGAGUCGCUGGCCAGUCUGGAUUCUCGCUCCACCCGGUCGAGAGGCUCGGCCUGCAGCAGUCCCGCCCCCCCCCGCGGCUCGCCGCUACACCACCGCUUCAGGGUCUCUGCCAAGAAGGCGCUGCUGCUCUGGGUGCGGGAGCAGUGCCACAGAGCCGGCUGCUCAAUAAACGUGAAAGACUUCAAGGCCAGCUGGAGGAGCGGGGUGGUCUUCCUGGCCAUCCUGUACGCGCUGCGGCCCGACCUGGUGGACCUGUCCAGCGCCAGGACCCGAAGCAACAGGCAGAACCUGGAGGAGGCCUUCCGCCUGGCCGAGAGAGAGCUGAGGAUCCCCAGACUGCUGGAUCCCGACGAUGUGGACGUCCGGGACCCCGAUGAGAAGUCCAUCAUGACCUACGUGGCUCAGUUCCUGCAGUACUCCAAGGACCAGCCGGUGGGCGAGGAAGAGACGCAGACACACCUGAGUCUUCCUAAAAGUCCGUCUCCCAUCAACCUGCCCGUCCACUACACUCCUGCCAUCUCUGCCUCCCCUCUGCGACAGGCCACGCCCACUCGAAAGGCACAGGAAGUGACCUGCUGGCUGGUUCAGGCCUACGACGAGCUGCUGGAGGGAUGGGACUCCACGGAGGGGGAGAGCUACUCCGAGAGAUACCACGUGUUUCAGACCUUUCUGGUGUCCUUCAAUGAGCAGCGGCGUCCCAUCAUGCCGCUGCUGACGGCGAUGAGGCGAACGCCGCAACUGAGCGAAGAGCAGCGAGCUCUGCGAGAGGCGUGGGACUCGCUCACCGAAAAGCUCCGUGAGUACAAGGUGGAGCUGGACUCCAGCCUGCCGGCCCCCCUGGACUCGGUGGCCGGCUGGCUGCUGAAGACGGAGAAGGCUCUGGCCGAGGAGGAGGGCGACCCGCAGGACCACGGCCGGGCCGCCGCCGACGCCAGGGAGCGGCAGGCGCUCCUCAAGGUCUGCCUGGAGGAGAUGCCGCAGCAUGUGAGGACCUUCCAGAACUUCCAGAACUUGGACGAGGAUGGAAACAUGAUGGUUCCUGCCGACAAGAUGGAAGAACUAAAGAGGAGGUUCACCGGCGUGAGAGUGACCGCUAAGUACCACGGGAUCAAGCUGGAGUACUGGGAGCAGCGCCACAGCGUUCUGGAUCUGCUGGGGCAGAUGAGGAGCAGGCUGCGGGUCUGGAAGAGGCCGGCCUUCUCCCCGGAGGGGGUGCGCGUGUUGCUGCAGGAGUGGCAUGAUGUGGUGAAAACACAGGAGCUUCCGUCUCUGCUGGAAGCGUCUCUCCACAAACUGAAGCAGGUCUCCGAGAAAUAUUCCAGCAAAUCUGCCCUCGCUGCAGACUACCAGCACGUCAGCCAGCAGGUGAAGCAGCUGGAGGAGGACACGGCCGGGGCUCUGGAGGACGUGACCACGGCCAAGAGCGCCAUGGGGCGCGUCCUGUUCGCCUGGGACUCGUACAGCGACUGCCUGAGCUCCCUGCAGGCCUGGAUGGAGCAGGGCUCCGCCACCCGCGGACCGGAGGUGACGCCUGAGUGCAUGGCGGAGUGGGGCUCCCGACAGGCCCACCUCAACGAGAUGGGGAACUUCCUGAUGGAGUCCACGGACCCUCAGACCAGCAGGAGCCUGGCAGAGGAGCUGCGCAGACUCAACCUGCUCUGGGCCGAGUUCGUCAAGACGAACGCACUCGACAGCGCGGCAGAGCCCAGUGCUGAUGUCCGGAGCAGAUCCCAGGACCUCCAAGCGCUGAUCCAAGAGGCCACCGUACUUCUUAAAGAGCCUCUGGAGGCCACGGCAGCCCCCUUACGCACCUACAGAAAGAGAGUACAGUUCAUAAUGAGUAGGAUAAAGGAAGUGGAUCCGGAGGCUGUGGCCCCCUCCCAAGAAUGCCCAGCUGAUCACUUAGUGAGGCUGAAGCUUGCUGUACCGGAGGUGAUGCACACCCUGUUUGAGGCAGAGCAGGUGUGUGCAGAGCUGCAGCACAGUGUGUCGGGGCUGGACAGUCGCCUGGCUGAACUCCUUUACUGGGAGACUGAGGCACGGGAGCUCUACCAGCUGCUGAGGGCCGCAGAGCGACAGCAGCAACAGCAGCAGCGGGGUCAGGACCCUCGAGCCAGGGUCCUGAUUUCGCGUGGGCUGCAGCUGGAGGGUCAGGUGGUCACAGAGGAGCAGGACCUGCAGGUGAUGGUAGUGACGAGUCAGAAGAACUCUCCCAUCCAGUACCUCCACGCCGCCGCCAUGCGGGACCGAGUUCGAGCCGCCGUCGCACAGUCGCAGGAAGCUGUAGGCAUGCUGAGCAGCCUGGGAGCUAGAAGAGACAGAAGCAGAAGCCCUCCACAAGGGUCCCCUCCAUCAAAGAUCGUUAAACAGACUAAAGAAAAGCCUCAACAUCUGAGGCAGGCGGACCCUCAGCAGCCCAGAAUGAACCCAGUUGAGUCUCGUGAAACCUUAAUGCCAAAAAUAGUGGUGCAGGAAUACAGAGACAGAACGGUGGCUUCUCCUCCAAUGCCAUAUUCCUACGCACAGGCUGUGAGCCAGACAAAAACCCCACCAGAGGGCCACAUUCAAGCCUGGAUAGAGACCACGGGACAACAACAGCAGCAGCAGAGCCGGGACCAGGGCGUGAAACAGAACCAAGAGCAGCGUAACAUCCAGAAGGAAAAACAGCUGCAACAGGAAGCUGAACCAGUGCAAGUGGUGGAAAUGAAUCAAUACCAAGUUCAACAGCAGGUGGUAACCGACAAACUGACCUCAGAGUGCCCGGAGCAGAAGUCGCUUCAACGACCACAUGUGAAGAAACAAGAUGUUAUCUCCCAGGGGCUUCAAAGCAGAAAGACUCAGGCGAUGAAGAACCGGCCCUGGCUGCAGAAGCCAGUAUCAGGAGAGCACCAAACUCCAGAACAGGUUUCUACUCCGGAGACAAUUACACAGACUCAGCCACAGUCAGACAGAGCAGUUCAGGUUGGUCCACAGCACACAGCAACUGCCAGGCCACCGCCUGAGGAACAUGCAAAGGUCUCUGAGCAGCCACAACAACAGCUGAGAGAAGAUCGGCAACAAAAAGAGAAUCCUCAGCAGCAAAAACAAGCUCUUCAGCAACUGGAAAAAAAGUCCCAAACCGUAGCGCGCCAGGGUCAGUCCCAGACACAAGUUCUUCCACAGCCCCACGGCCCCACGAAGACACAGUCAAUGUCCCAGCACCAGGUUCAGACUCAGUCCAACUCCCGUGCCACAGCCGGACCCCAGCCCUCUAUGCAGCCACAGGUUCAGGCCCACGGCCCCGCUGUUUCUGUGCAGACAUGGGCCCAGGUCGGACCUUCUGCCCCCGUGCAGGCUCCCCUGCAGGGCCAGGUCCAGCCUCCUGUGCCAUCCCACGUUCAGCUUCGUAGCCAUACAGAGUCAUGGGGCACUGUCAUACCCCCCUCCCAGAAUACACCAACACAUGGGCUUAUUCAAACCCAGUCCACGGUCCAGGCUCAAACUCAGGCCCAACUUGUAGUCCAGCAGCGGGGUUCUCAUCCUCAGCCAGAGGUGCAGCACCCAGGUCAUACUUCUCAGGGCCAAAUUCCUGCUUGGACUCAAGUUAGAGGCUCGUCACCAAUGUUUAUCCAGCAUCAGCAGGCUACAGCUCAAGCUCCACUUUACUCCCUAGGUCAGUCCCAAGGUCAGUCCCAAGGUCAGUCCCAAGGUCAGUCCCAAGGUCAGUCCCAAUCCCAGCAAUGGACGAACAGACCUGAGCCACAAAUCCAAGCCAUUGGCCAGCAGAGGCAUCCAAUUCCUCAUCUAUGCCCUCAGCAAAUAGGCCAAGCGCCCCAGUCUCAGGCUUAUCCAACAGUUCACACUCGGCAGCAGUGGCCCCAAUCCGGGCCCCAGCGAGGACCGCAGGUCGCCCCCCCCGUUUAUUCUCAAACCGGGCAAUUUUAUAGUCAGCCUCAAAUGCAAGCACAAAGCCAAUCCUGGGCUCAAACCGGGGCCCUGAGCAGCAUACAACAACAAUCUCAGAUGAGUGCUCACAAUGUGUUUCAUACCCAGACCCAGCAAGGCCACGCUCAGCAACAGACGUGGGUUCAGGCCUCGCCUCCACCUCAGCCUCAGAUUCAGCAUCAAACGCACCGUCAUCCUCAGAUGCAGCCUCAAAUACCUCCUCCAUCGCAACCACCUACUCAAGCCCAUCCUCUCCGUGCUCCUCAGCCUCAACUCCAACCGCAGGCCCAGGCAGACAUCCAGACGCAGUCAUCGGUUCAAGCAAAGGUCCACACUCAGCAUCCACUUCCACAACCCAGGAAUCCAGCCCAGUCAGCACCACAACCAGGAAUCCAGUCCCAAACUCUGGCUAAGGUCCAGUCAGCAACCCGCCCCAAGUCCCAAUCACUGCCGCAACCGUUACCUGGGCCACAGGUGCCAGUUCAACCACCCCUCCAACCUAAACCACCGGCCCAAACAGCACCGCUAGUGGAUCUUCAGUCCUCAACUCCACCCAAACCACCACCCUCCCAACCUCAGGCUCAACCCCCCCCACCACCCAAGGCCCAGACGGCCCCGCAGUCUAAGGCUCCCCAAACCAGUCCCCUCUCCCAGCUCACUGUGCUGCCUCUGGCUGAGACACCAGAGCUGUGCGUUAAACCGCCCCCCCUGGCCCAGGCGCCCCCCCGGGCCUACACAGAGGCUUACGCCAAGGCCCAGGCUUUGGCCAGAAAUGGCUUUGAGGAGGCCAAGCACUGUCUGCAGGAGCACAUCUUGGAAACCAUCAACGUUUUUAAAGACAAGUGUAUUUCAGCCGAGCAGGCGUCAGUGAAAGAGGAGACUCUGAAGACUCUGGACCCGGAGCUGCUGGAGGAGUUCUUGAGAGCAGCCGAGGGCAUGGAGGCCUUUUGUACCCCCCCACAGCUCAGAGACAUGGAGUUCUUCACCCAGGCUGUGAGGACUCAGUGGGAGGCUGUGAGAGCUGAGAUCUCAGGCUUUUUGCAACAAUUACGUUUUGAAGUAAUACGGAAAGACUUUAACAAAGCUGCCCUGCAGUGUGAGGCGCUCUUAAGCUCCCGCUUAGAAAACCCAGCGCAGGCCUGUUUCUCAGCCGAGGGGAGCUUUGCCCAGGCGGGGCAGCACCUCGAGGCCCUGGAGGAGCUGUGUGACACCCUGAGCCCCGAGGACGCUCACCGCCUGGCCCAGACGCAGCUCAGGGAGUGUGAGACCAGGCUGGCUGCCAUCCAGAGGCGCUUCAGUGGAGACCAAGACGCACCGCUCCCCGAUGCCAGGAGUGCUGUUGCCUUCACUGAGGAUGUGAGCACACAAAAGGCUACAAGACCAAGUGACAAACCUCAGGUCUCAGCUGAGGUGCUUCCAGUGACCACAAAGAGUGUUUCUGUGGAGGGGAGCGUUGAAAAGCAGGUGUCUACAGAGGAAGACGUCACCACAAAGGAGACUUUAGAAAGAUAUGAGAUGUGUAAGAGGUCUCUGCAAGCCCAACUGGCUAAAAACCAGCAGAGCAUCAAGGAUGUCCCCCAUGACUCCGUCUCUCUGAAAGGGCUGCAUACGCGCCUCCAGGAAAUACAGUUUUUGAGGCAGGAGACGGAGUCCUUGUGGUCUGAAUAUUCCAGCUCCCAGGUGAGCGUCCCCGGUCUGGAGCAGGAAAAGGCGGCGCUGCAGGAGCAGUGGCGCGGCCAACAGUCCUCGCUCCAGAGGAGGGGCAGCUCGCUGGGCGCCGCCCUCAGACAGAUCGACUCCACCGAGAACCACAUGGUGGACUUCACCGACCGCCUGGACCGCUACCUGAGGCAGCCCAAAGACAUCACCGCCUUCACCCUGGCCAACAGCAACAUCCUGAAAGACAUCAAGGAGCUGGAUGACAACAUCCAGAGCGAGCUGGACCAGCUGGCCCGCCUGGACCCUGAAUCCAGCGAUCUGGACCCCAGAGACUGCCGGCCUCUGUCCCGCGAGGUGGAGACUCACAGGGCCAGCCUGGAUCACCUCCGACAGCAGGUCCGGAAGAGCGAGGCGGCCGGCCGCGCCCUGGACCGCUUCCUCAUGUCCCUGCGCACUGUGGACGAGGACAUCUCCGGGGUCCAGGGCGCCCCCUGCAGCAACGCCGCCGUGCUGCAGGACUGCCGCUCCAAGCUGGCCCUGAUCAGGCAGAGCGUCGGCAGUCUGAAGGAAAAGGCGCCUCAGCUGGACGUGCUCCUGCAGGGCGCCCGGCUGACGGUCACCAGGGACGGCGUGCCGGCCUCCUGCCUGGACAUGGUGACGGCGCUGCUGGCGAGGCUGCAGGAGGCGGACGGCGGGCUGGCCGGCCAGCAGAGGGGCCUCCAGAAGGAGACGCAGGGCCAAUCGCUGGGCCUGAGGAAGAGGGCGCUGCUGGGGGAGCUGAGGAAGCUGCAGGACGCCAUCGAGAAACGAGGCCUGAAGGAGCCCACCGCACCUGCUGUGCAGCACAGGCUUCGGGCCCUGUCGGAUUUGGAGAGUCAGCUGCAGGCUCAGCGUGCAGAGCUCCAGAACCUCCGGGAACUUCAGGAGGAACAGGGGGGAGGAGAGCACCUCCUCCAGGAGCUGGAGGCUCAGUGGAAGGAGACCCAGAGAGCUUAUUCUGACAGUAAGAAGCAGUGCAGCAUCCUGCUGGAGCUUCUGAAGACGUUCCACAGCUGCCGCAGUCAGAUGAGCAGCACGGUGCAGAAAGCGGAACAGACCAUCGGCGACCAGGCUUCCUACCUGAGCAAGGACAACCUGCAGAGAAGAAUCGCCAGGGUCCGUGACUCCAAGGAGGAGCUCGGAGUUGUUGGGGAGCACAUGGAGGAGAUGAGGGAAGUGUGCAGGCAGCUGCAGUCCCACCUGAAGACGUUCCCAGACUGCAGCGAGACGCCCUUUGAGGCCGAGGCCGACACACUGGUGGACAUUUGGCUGGACGUGACAGAGAAGACAGAUGCCUGCAUGGACAACCUGCAGGUGGGGCUGGAGCUGUGGGAGAAGCAGCUGGUGCUGGGGGGGGAGGUGGACGACUGGGCGGGGGCUAAACUUACCCUGUUCGCAGAGAGCCAUCCCUUCCACAACGAACAACAGGUUCUGGCCAUGAGGGACGAGAUCCAGGUCAACGAGGAGAACAUCGACCACUUCCACAGGAAGUCUGUAGAGAUCCAGGAGAUGCUGCAGAGCCCCGAGUCCCCACUGGAGCUGCAGGUGACGGAAACCCAGCUGAGGAAGAGGAUGGAGCAGGUGAAGGAGCUGUUCGCCGACUGCGCCGACGUCUUCGAGGAGCUGGUGGCCGUGAAGAAACACCUGGCGCAGAAGAUCGAGGAGUGCCAGUCGGCUGUGGAGACCAUCCAGGGCUCCGUCAGCAGAGUCGAUGCCUCACACGCGACCUUCCAGGACCAGCUACAGCGGCAGUGUGGCGCCCUGGAGGCGCAGGAGGAGCAGGCGCAGGCCGUGCUGAAGGAGGUGGCUCUGGUUUCCAGCGUGGCCAGUCCUGACAUGCUGGAGGCGCUGAUCGAGGACGGCAGCAGGCUGAAGGAGGCCUUGUCCCGCACCGGGGACAUGAUCCAGCUGAAGAGGGAGGAGAGGGACAAAGGCCUGCUCAAGGUCGUCCAAGCUGAGAGGCAGUCGUUUGAGGAAUGGUUCCAGGACUCCCAGCUGUCCGUCAACGAGUGCUUUGAGUCUCCCGAGAGCCGAGCGGACGUGGACACGUCCCUGCAGAGGCUCGCUGGUUUCUUGAAGUCCAGGGAUGCAGAGAGGCGUCUGGACCAGCUGAAGCAGCAGAUGGAGAGAGGCGGCCGGCAGGUUCCUCCACAGCAGCUCCACGAGUUCACCGACUGGCUGAAGGAGCAGCAGAAGGAGGUGGCCACCUUCAGGACGCACUGCCACGACAGGCAGAAGCAACUGGAGCCGCUCCUCAGUGACCUGAACAGUCUCCAGAAGCAACACGAUAGCUUCCGUGAGUGGCUGCAGAACAAAGAGAAGCAGUCGGUGGAGUCACACGAGGUCGAACCUCUUCUCAAAGGCCUCCAGGAUGAGAGCGCCCGAGCGGAGAGACUCGCCGACCUCUUGGCGUCGGUGCGCAGACGAGGCGUCCGAGCAGACGGCGUCCUGAAGGACGGCGAUAACCUGAUACAGCGCUACAGGAAGCUGCAGGGACGGGCGGACGCCCUGCGCGCGCUGAAGGGGGAGGUGGACCGGUUCAUGGGCCAGGCUGACAGGACCAGGACCUGGAUAGCGGACCUGGUUGGACCCCUCGCCUCCCCUGGCGCAGAGGAGAGGAAACGCAAGGCGAGGGCCAUCCUGAGCUCCAAAGCCGAGGGAGACUCUAAAGUGGACGACCUGAGGAGACAAAGUGAAAGUCUGUGUGAGCAGGAGGACCUGGAGAAGAGCAGGAAACAGGAAGUGCAGCAGUCGCUCCGACAGACGGAGGAGCAGUGGAGGACGUCUCUGCAGACGGCGGAGGAGUGUCUCAGGGACACACAGGUUCUCUCCUCCGACCAAGACGUCCCGACACAGGCCGCUCCGAGCUCCAAACCUGACGGAGACACAAAGCUCCAGGAUCUGAGGCGACGAUCCCCGAGUCUGCGUGACGACAGCGAGACCCCAGAUGUCCAGGACGCGGUAGGAGAGGCGGGGCAGCAGAGCGGGGGGGCGCCGCAGCGCGCCGAGGGCAGCUUCGACGCGACGGAGAGCCGCGCCGCCGCCGCCGCCGCCGCCGCCGAAAAGGACUUUGACGCUUUCAAAAGCCAAAGUGAAAGCAUCUGCUCCUGGAUCGGAGAGCGGAGGCGGCAGCUGGCGUCCCUCGGUGGUCACAUGCAGUUGGAGGAAAGGUUAAAGGUCACACAGGCCGUCAUCACCUCCAAACCCGAGGGGGACGCCCAGCUGCUCCGCCUGAGGACGCGGGGGGAAGGCCUGCCGGAGGGCCGGGAGCCGGAGCUCCAGCGGCUGGUCGGGGAGGCGGAGCAGCAGUGGAGGAGCGUCCUGCAGGCCGCCGGGCGGGCGGAGCUGCGGGCGCUGUCGGACGACUUCGACAAGCAGAGCGAAAACGCUCAGGCGUGGGUCAGAGCGCGACAGCAGCAGCUGCAGGCCGUGGGGGGCCACACUCCCCCCGAGGGGAGACGCCUCUCCGCCCAGACCAUCUUGAGCUGCAAACCCGAGGGCGACUGCGCGGUGAACAACCUGAGGAGGCGGGGCCAGAGUCUCUGUGACCACCAGGACGUCGACCAGGGCCGGAAGGUCCACGUUCAGAAGACCAUCCGGGACUCGGAGGAGCAGUGGAGGACGGUCCUGCUGGCCGCUAAGCAGGUGGAGGCCGCCGCAGCAGCUGAGCUCAGCCAGAAGGUCCAGAGGAGGACGUCGGAUCUGAGUGCAUUUGAGACGCAGCAGCGGGAAGCCAGCAGCUGGCUGACAGACCUACAAAAACAGCUGGACUCCCUGGAGAACCGAACCAAAGCUGAGGAGCGACUGCAAACUGCUCAGACCGUCCUGAGCUCCAGAAGUGAAGGAGACUCCAAGCUCCAGCAGCUCAGGACGCGAGUCCAGAGUUUGAGCGGUCACGACCUCGAGGAAUCCGUGAACCAGGAGGUCCGGCAAAAAGUAAAAGGCAUCGAGGAGCAGUGGACGAGAGUCCUGCACGACGCCAAACAGGUCCUGGAUCAGGCCGAGAAGCAGCGGGCUCGGGAGGACCAACUGAAGGACUACGAGGCGGCGAGGGACGACACCAGCGCCUGGCUGCAGGACAAAGAGCAGAGGCUCGUCUCUGUGGACAGUCAGAGUGAUCCGGAGGAGACAAUCAGCACAGCACAGACUAUCCUGAGCCAAAAGGCCGAGGGAGACUCCAAGCUGAGCGAGCUGAGGCGACAGAGCCAGAGUCUGUCGGACCAGGAGGAGGCCCAGCAGGCACUGAGGGACACGGAGGAGCAGUGGAGGACGGUCCUGCAGACCGCCGAGAGGACCCUGAAGAAGGCCGAGGUCCACUACUCGCUGUCCAGGGAGCUGGAGGCGUUCCGCGCCAAAGCGGGGUGCACCAGGACCUGGGUCACCAAGCUGCAGCAGCAGGCCCAGUCCAAGGGGAGCGGCUCCCGGGGCAGCCGGGCUCAGAUAGAGGAGCGGCUGACCGCGGCGCAAGCCAUCCUGAGCUCCAAGUCCAAGGGCGAGGCCCAGGUGAUGGAGCUGAGCCGGCGGGCUGGGGGCCUGCGCGAGCAGAGCGACCUGCAGGCCGACAGGAAGCAGGAGGUGGAGCGCACGCUGGCGGACGCCGAGCAGCAGUGGAGGACGCUGCUGCAGGCCGCCGAGGAGACGCAGAGGGAGCUGAAGGGCGUGGUGGAGCGCAUGGUGUCCUGUGAGUACCAGCGAGGCCAGAUCCAGACCCGUCUGGCCGACAUCCGGAAGCAGACCUCCGCUCUGCCGCGGGUCUUCCCCUGGCCGGGCCUGGGGGAGCGCAGGCAGGCGGUGGAGCAGGCCCGGGCGCUGCUGGACCGGAGCGCGGCCACGGCCCCCGUCCUCUCGGCCCUCCGCACUGAGGCUGCCGAGCUGUCUGAGACCACACAGGAACCCUACUGGUCGGAUCCGUCCUGGGCCUCCGAGGAGGAGUCCAUCCCCCCUCUGCUCAAAGAGCUCACCGAGGCGGUAGCGGCCCUCGAGCAAGGCAUCCACACAGAGAGGCGGUGCACCCAGCUGGUGGAGCAGCACCAGGCGGCCCAGGACUGGCUGAGGGAGCACGUCAAAGGAGAGGGAGGUCCUCCCCCCCAGGACCGACAGGGUCUGCACAACGCUGUCAACACCCUGAAGGCCUUGCUCCAGACGGCGGACCGGGAGCAGCGAGAGAUGGAGGAGCUGGACUCCAGCAGAGACCGUCUGCUGAGCCUCUGCACCCCCGGGGGUCGGGACGCCCUCACCCUGGAGGUCGGCCAUCUCCACGACCUGUGUGCCACCUCGGAGCAGCAGGUGAGGGAGCGGCUGAAGGCCUGCGAGGCGCGGAUGGAGGAGCUGGACGAUCAGCUGGCGCGGCGGUCCGGGGGGCUGAAGGAGCGAGGCGGCGCCCUGCAGUGGGAGUUGCGUUCUCUGGAUCAGGCGCUGGGCUACAGCGAGCAUCAGAACAACAUCGCUCAGCUGCAGCAGCACUGGCACAGCCUGCAGAACUGUGAGAAGUCACUGAAGGAUCUGGGCGUGAGGGUUCAGGACCUUCACCAGGAAGUAGAGGCCACACCUGCUGCUGACGAGCUGCCAACAGAGAUUCUGACUUUGGUGAAGUCCCUGUGCCAGCAACACGACAGUCUAAAGUGCAGGCUGAGUGAGCAUAAGGACACCUGCUCUACAAACGCAGCUCGCUGUCUGAUGGACGGCCUUCACGCCCUGCAGGAAUGGACCUCCAUCACACCGUCGCAGUCCGUUUCCUCUCUGCAGGCGACGUUAGAGGAAGGGGAGAAGCUGCGGACCAGCCUGAGGGAGGCGCUUUCCCAUCAGCCGUUUCUAACAGAAUGUUUGAUGAGCGUCUUGUCUGAGAAGCUGCUGAGCGAAGGUUCAGAGACACUCAGAGAAGCAGACAAGCACGCGGCUUCUCUCAACCAGAGCUUAAAGGAACUUGAUGUCAGGACUAAACAGCCGACUCCUGGGAAUCCAAAGGAAACAAAGACAUCUGUGGUGGCACCGCCACGCAAAAGCAAGCACUCACCUGAGAAAAAGCAUCAGGUCAAGCUACAAAAAAACACUCCCUCAACAGAAAACACUAUUGAGGAUCGAUUGUCGGUUUUGUCUGAGCUGCAAAUUGAGGCUAAAACAUCAAAGACAGUGGAAGCAGUCGCUGGAGACUCGGUUGGUGCCAUUGAGCAGUCGGUCCUGAUCAAAAAGGUUUUUGAGCAGUCUGCUCCUGCUGUUGGUGACAAAACUACGCCCGUACCUUCCAGGAGAAAGUCCAAGACAAACAAAGAGCCCUCCAAGGCUUCGGUGGAGCCCCAAAUGGUGAACCCCCCUGUUACUGUUACCCCCGAAGGGUCACCCGGUCCCCGGGGAAUUACUCUCGAUGAAUCUGAACCAUUUGAGACUGUGACAAACGACCCGAAGUCGCUCACGCAGCAAGUUGAGACUGUAGGAAAAGCUGUCAAGGCAGAAGGUAAACUCUCACCAACCAAAAGCAAGUCAAAGACUAAAAACCUCCCCGAAGAACUUGCUUCCACUGAGCUGACAAAGACCAAGAGAUCUUCAACUCACGAGGUGGUCACAGCAACAACUAAAGAAACUGUCAUGGAAAAAGAAGAGCCUUCCCCCCCCAAAAGGAGACCAAAGGCACAAAAACUCUGCGGAGUACAAGCUUCCACAGGGCUGCCAAAGACAAAGGAAGAAGCUGAGAGCCAGACUCCAUCUUCAACUCCAGAGGUGGGCGAAGCAACAAGUAAAGAAACUGUCAUGGAAAAAGAAGAGCCCCCCUCCCCCCAAAGGAGACCAAAGGCUCAAAAACUCUCCACAGAAAAAUCUGCCGAUGAGGUGGCAGCAACUGUACAAGAGCCUGGACAUCAGAAGCCUACAUCGAGCUCCGGAGAGCCGAAUGAAACUCUAACAGCCCCCACAAGGAAAUCAAAGGGCCUCGAGGUUCCCACAGCCUCAGAGCCAACGUCUCCCCUCGGUGCAAUUACUGGUGUGGAGCCAAAGGAAGCAGAAGCAGAACCCGACAAUGAGCCCGCAAGCCCAGAAUUUGCUCAAGGGCACGCCCAAACUGCUGUAGUUGAACAAGGUAAGCUUCUACCACCCAAGAGAAAGUCGAAGAUUACAGAACCCCCCCAUACACUAGCUGACCCCCCCGAGGCACCUCAGAAAAAGCAACCUGAAGGUCAAAACUCUUCCUUGAGUUCCAGUGAACGAAAUAAUAGUGUUGUUAAGGCAGAAGCAAAACUUGUGCCAACCAGAAGAAAGUCAACGAAUGGGAACCUUUCCACAACUUCCGAGACAGUUACCCAAAGAUCCCCAGAUGUGGGGCCCGAAAAAAUGUCUUCAACUCCAGAUGUGGUCCAGGAGCCAACUGAUAAAACUGCUGUGGGAAAAGGAGAGCCUUCACCAACCAAAAGAAAGUCAAAGGGAGUAAACCGUUCUCCCAAAGCGGCUACCAAAGACCUCACAAAGACCAAGGAACAGCAACCUUCAACUCAAGAGUUAAUCAAAGGAACAACUGGAGCUGCUCUUGAGUCAAAAGGAAAACUUUCACCAACUAAAUUGAAGGGAUUGAAAGUCUCCCCAGAAGAGAAGGCAAAGGCAAAACCUCACCUUCAAAAGCCAUUUUCAACUCCAGAAGUGGGCAAAGCAACAACUAAAGAAACUGUUGUGGAAAAGGGAGAGCUUUCACCAACCAAAAGGAGACCAAAUGAUCAAAAACUCUCCACAGUACAAGCUUCCACAGAGCUGCCAAAGACAAAGGAAGAAGCUGAGAGCCAGACCCCAUCUUCAACUCCAGAGGUGGGCGAAGCAACCACUAAAGAAACUGCUGUGGAAAAGGGAGAGCUUUCACCAACCAAAGGGACGUCAAAGGCUCUUGAAACUUUCACAGAACCUGCUAGCACAUCGUCCCAAACCAAAGGUGAGCCUGAUCGUCAAACCAUGGCUGAACAUCCAGGUUCUGAAUCCAAGGAGCCUGAAAAGCUCUCCCAGCCCAAAGGGAAGCCAAAGGGUCUUAAACUCUCCCCAGAACCUGCUUCUACAGAUCUGCCAAAGAGAAAGGAAGAAGCUGAGAGUCAGCUUCCAUCUUUAACUCCAGAGGUGUUCACAGCAAGAACUGAAGUUCCUGCAGUGGAAAAGGGAGAGCUUUCACCAACCAAAAGGAGACUAAAUGAUCAAAAACUCUCCACAGUACAAGCUUCCACAGAGCUGCCAAAGACAAAGGAAGAAGCUGAGAGCCAGACUCCAUCUUCAACUCCAGAGGUGGGUGAAGCAACAACUAAAGAAACUGCUGUGGAAAAGGGAGAGCUUUCACCAACCAAAGGAAAGUCAAAGGCUCUUGAAACUUUCACAGAACCUGCUAGCACAUCGUCCCAAACCAAAGGUGAGCCUGAUCAUCAAACCAUGGCUGAACAUCCAGGUUCUGAGUCCGAGGAGCCGGAAGUUUUACAUGAAGAGGCCCCAGGAGAAGCCAAUUCCCCGACUACAAGUACAGCGCCUACAACUUCCGAGACAGUUACCCAAAGAUCCCCAGAUGUGGAGCCCGAAAAAAAUUCUUCACCUCCAGAUGUGGUCCAGGAGCCAACUGAUAAAACUGCUGUGGGAAAAGGAGAGCCUUCACCAACCAAAAGAAAGUCAAAGGGAGUAAACCGUUCUCCCAAAGCGGCUCCCAAAGACCUCACAAAGACCAGGGAACAGCAAACUUCAACUCAAGAGUUAAUCAUAGGAACAACUGGAGCUGCUCCCGAGUCAAAAGGAAAACUGAAGGGAUUGAAAGUCUCCCCAGAAGAGAAGGCAAAGGCAGAACCUCACCUUCAAAAGCCAUUUCCAACUCCAGAAGUGGGGAAAGCAACAACUAAAGAAACUGUUGUUGAAAAGGAAGAGCUUUCACCAACCACAGUAAAGUCAAAGGCUCUUGAACCUUUCACAGAACCUGCUAGCACAUCGUCCCAAACCAAAGGUGAGCCUGGUCGUCAAACCAUGGCUGAACAUCCAGGUUCUGAGUUGAAGGAGCCUGAACAGCUCUCCCCGCCUAAAGAGAAGCCAAAGGGUCUUAAACUCUCCCCAGAACAUGCUUCUACAGAGCUUCCACAGACAAAGGAAGAAGCUGAGAGCCAGCUUCCAUCUUCAACUCCAGAGGUGUUCCCAGCAAGAACUGAAGUUCCUGCAGUGGAAAGGGGAGAGCUUUCACCAACCAAAAGGAGACCAAAUGAUCAAAAACUCUCCGCAGUACAAGCUUCCACAGAGCUGCCAAAGACAAAGGAAGAAGCUGAGAGCCAGACCCCAUCUUCAACUCCAGAGGUGUUCACAGCAACAACUAAAGUUCCUGCAACUGAAAGGGGAGAGCUUUCACCAACCAAAGGAAAGUCAAAGGCUCUUGAAACUUUCACAGAACCUGCCAGCACAUCGUCCCUAACCAAAGGUGAGCCUGAUCGUCAAACCAUGGCUGAACAUCCAGGUUCUGAGUCCGAGCCUGAAGUUUUACAUGAAGAGGCCACAGGAGAAGCUAAUUCCCCGACUACAAGUACAGCGCCUAAAAUGCAACGUCCUCUCUCCCCCGAGCCUAGUGAGCUGUCGGACUACAUAGCAAUGGUAUCAGAAAACACAGUCCAGAGGAGAUAUCUUGUCCUUGAUUUGCCUGAGAUUAGUGCAACGGAGACAUGUGAGAUACAGCAAGAUCAGCAAAAAGAACAAAGUGUGCCUAGAAGUGAGAAGGAAAUAAGCUCAUCCAAGCCAAGUCCAGACCAGGGUGAAAACGCAUCCUUCAACGGAGAAAAAGCAAUUAGACCACUUGGAACAAGUAUGCAGAGUGAAGGUGUUCAAAGAGGAAACAAAGAUAUGACCUCUGCUGAUGUCCAGCCAGAGAAGGCUGCAGAACACAAGGGCUUUCAUGAAGAAUCUGUGACGACUGAGAAGCUCCACGUAGAUACGGAAGUGUGCAUCCUACAAUUAGAUAUCCAGACUCCGGGGAAGGAGGAAAAAGGAUGCGUCACCACAGCAAAAGAGCUAAGAAUAGAUGUUGUUCAAAGAACUAUCCAAAGCAAAAGAGAAGACAAAGAUGCCACAACAACUGAUGAUAUAACACAGAAAGCUGCAGUGGAAGUGACCACGGUGAAGGUGCAGCCCGUUAGUGGCGGACUUCAAGACAACGUGACUCAAAGUGACUCUGCUCAACUCAAACCAGCUGCUUCUGAACCGUUGCAACCACACGAGACGGAAGUGAUAGAGAUAAGCUUGUAUGAGACAGAAACGGGUAAACCAAGCCAGACUGAAACGCUGAGCGCUACGCAGGAUGGAGCAGAGUUCAAGGGACGGGGGGUCCAAGAUGUACCCCAAAGUCUACACGAAAGCUUUCUGAGGAUGGAGAAAAUCCCCAUGGGCCCUGAAGUGCGCGUACUGCAACUCGGUUUACCGAUCAACCAGGAGAAGGAAGCCAGCACAUCAGUCUCAAGAGGAAAGGAGGCGAGCAUGGAAAGUGUUCAAACAGGUAUCCAAAGAGCCCAAGAAGACAAAUACAAGUCCACCUGUAAAACACAAGUAGAUCUAGUGGAAAAGGGAGAGCACUCACCAACCAGGGAGCAGACGAAGACCAAGGAAGAGCCUGGUAGUCCGAAGACUUCUUCAACCUCAGAGAUGGUUCUAUCACCAUCUGAAACCACUGCUGUGAAAGAAGAUACACUUACACCAACCAAAAGAAAGUCCAAGGAUCUGAAACUUUCUGCUGAUCCUCCUACCACAGAGGUGACGAAGACCAGAGAAGAGCCUGAUAGUCAGAGGUCAGAGGGUGUAGACGUUUACUCAGAACAAAGCACCACAGAGCUUGAAACAAACAAGGAGCAACCUCAGAUUCAGAAGCCAUUUUCAACUCCAGAUGUUCUCACUGCAUCAACCCAAAUUACUGUUGUGGAAAAAGUUGAACCUUCACAAACCAAAAGAACGUCAAAGGAUCUGCAACGUCCCCCUGAUCUUCCUUUCACGGAGCUGACGAAGACGAAGGAAGAGCCCAACAGUCAGAAGCCAUCUUCAACUCCAGAGAUGGUCCCAGCAACAACUGAGCCCACUGUUGUGGAAGAAGAUAAACUUGCACCAACCAGAAGAAAGGAUCCGCAACGUUCCCCAGAACCUCCUACCCAGAAAGAACCUGGCGGUCACAAGUCUUCACUGGACUCUAGGAGUCCACAGGUUGCUGUGGCUCAAAGGACCACGCCCAUAGUGGAAACCUUCUCACAACAGGUGCAAGUAAGAACCCCAAAUCCCGAAAUUGAGACUGUAAGUGAAGUACAAACUCCAAUUCAGGAUGCUGUUAAUUCAAGUAUCCCUCAUUAUUUGAGUUCUGUUAAGGAGAGUCAAACUUCUGUUAAAGAGAUCCCUCCAGUAUUUGAGAAGCCUUCUGCUCCGGUUCCCAUGAGCUCAGCUGAAGAGUCUACAGAAUGUUCCACAGCAGAUGUUAAGCCAGAGAAGGAUGCGGCUAACACAAGAGCAGAAGGGCAGCUCACCGCCACCAUGGUCCGCCCACCCGAUCGAGACGCCGUCCGACCCGGAGCAACGGUGGUUACAACCAGACAAGAAACACUGGUAACUGUCAAGGACAGCAAACAAGUGCCAGCUGGCGUGUCCUCACAAGACGUGCGUGAUUCACCCCCGAGGCUGCAGGAAGAGCCCCAGUGUGAGGCUGGCACGGCAGGCGAGAAGCUUCCCACCACUGACUUGCUGCCUGGCGGGUCUCCAGGGAGGAGCACGUCGGCAGAGCAAGUGCAAGAAGGCUCCAGCGGACCCUGGGGAGCUUCGGGGAAAAUGACUUCCCGUCAGUUGGAGGAGGUGUGCAAACUGGAUGAGUGCCCCGCUUCCCUGCAGAUUAAGAAAUCGUCAGCUGACACUAUCUGUGGCGAGGUGACUCCCUCUCGGGAAAACAAUGCUGAAGCAGAGGCGAUCGUUGUGAAGACUGAGGGAGUCGUGGAGGAGUCAGAGGGAGCCUUCAUGAAGAACAUCUGCACAGAGAUGCAGCGUCUCUCUGCCAGCAGUCAACUCAUUGAGGGUAAACCAUCGGAGGACGCCCCAGAGGCUCUGAUCACAUCCACCACUGAUCUGGACCACCGCCUAAAAAGGCUGGUGUCUAAAGUCCUGAGCUGCAAAAACCACCCCGCCGAGCUCAAGCCGGCCGCGAUGGCCCGGCAGCUGGAGGAGGCGCAGGAGUGCCGAGAGGCGGCCCGAGCCCAGGCGGCGUGGUUCUCUCAGCUGAGGGGAGCUGAUGCAGAGAACCAGGAGGCCUUGGAGCAGGUGGAGGACCAGUGGAGAACCGCUGCUCAGGAUGCAGCUGCUGCGUGCCAGAAUAAAGAGGCUCAGCUGCAGCUGGUGAGCGAUUACCACAGACAGACCCAAGCUGCCGGCACCACGCUGCUCAGACUCACAGCAGAACUGGAGGACAUCACGACGUCCCCAGAGGAGAGCAGCGCAAAGGACGCAGAGCGACUUCGCUCCCUGCAGAGAAGUAUGGAGGAACACAGAGCGGUGCUCGGGGAGCUGCUCAUGACCCAUGCCAGGUUAGGCCCAAACCUCAGCUGGUCUGAUCGAGCAGCUGCACGGAGCGAGCAGAACAACCUGCAAGACGGGUGGAGAGGCCUGGAGAGAGCCGUGGAGAGGACGCUGCAUCACACCAACGUCCAUUCUCACAGCGCAAGCGACCUUCUGUUGACGAUAUCAGGCCUUCAGGAACAUUUGGAGACAAUUGCCAAAGACCUGGAGUCUGCCUCGGUUCCUCAGUGGACCUGCGAGAGCGCUCAGCGGCUGAUGGUUGCCAACGCAGAGGUUAAAGCUGCCCAGCUGAAGCACCUCCAUCUGCAGCAGCUGUCUGGGGCGUUCCUUCUCAGCUCCCAGAGAGAGGAGGAGACAGCGGAGAUACAGCAGGGCCUCCAGAGGGUCAAAGACCAGCUUUGCUCCACAGAGGAACUGGUGUCCUCUCAAAGUCGGAGCAGCAGCAGCCCCGUCAUGGAGAAAGUGAUCCAGGUGAUGAGGGACGGUCUCGCUUGGGCGAAGCAGACGGAGAGUGACAUUGAAGGCAGGAGGAAGAGGAUUGCUCUCCUGCCUGAAGAGGUGCACCGGCAGCUCCGGGAUCUGAAGAAGCUGCAGUCCGAGGUCAUGGCCAAACAGGGCCAACUGGGGUCGCUGGCGGAGGAGGUGGAGGAGCUCCUUCCACAGCUGGACCCGGCCGAGGAGGUGCCCAUGGUGCGCUCCUCUCUGAAGUCCCUCGAAGAAGUGUCCAAGUCGACUACAGAGACGCUAGCCAAGGCCGUGAGAGAGCUGGAGUCAGGUCUGCAGACUCGAGAGAAGCUGUCGGAGCAGAUUGUGGAGCUGGACUCCUGGGUUCUGGCUCAUCUGCAUAGAGAAGCCUCCAGGAGUCCAGACAGCGAGCUCAGCAACCCCACCGAGCUCGAUCGCAGAAUUCGUCAGAUGCUGGAGACCCAGGUGGAGGCCGAGAAGCAGGCCGCAGUCUGUGAGGCUCUCCUGAUGAAGAGCAAAGACAUCGCCUCUGAACUCAGCAUCCCAGAGACCUGCCAGCUGUUUGACAAGCUGACCGACCUCCAGGAGGACAUCAGAGCCAUCGGCUGCUACGAGAAGGCCAACAAACAGGAGCAGGACGACCUCAGCCUGGCUGUGGAUUCCAGCAAGAAAAACCUGGUCAGCCUGGAAACGAGCCUCAGGCAGAUGUCCGGAGAUCUGAGUCGACACCGGUUCCCCAUCACAAGCGAGUCCCUGCAAGCCUUGGAGCCUUUCAAAGAUGUGAUUUUGGAGCACAAAGCCCAGGUUGACCUUCUGCAACCGUGGAUUCCCCGGGAAAAGACGGGGGAACUGCACUCAGUCGUUUCACAGCUUCUCAGCAAGAUUUACAGCCUGGAGAUGAAAGCUAGAGGUCAUGAGAGGUACCUGAACAAGAGGCAGUGUGUGGAGGACCUCAGGGAGAACGUGAAGGAGCAGGUCUGUCAGACCAAAGACAAAAGCAAGCCGCUUGAGGAGAAGUACAAAGUCUGUCAGACCCUCCUCGUUCAGCUCCCGCUCAUAAAGUACUUGUCCAUCGAGGCCGGGACCCAACUCCAGGGGAUCUCCGCCGACCUGUACCCCUCACAGCAGAGCGCGGAGCGACAGAGACUGAGGAACAACGAGGAGAGCCUGGACGCGCUGGAGAUGACGCUCUACAACAACCUCAGCAUCAUCGAGUGGAACCUUCUGAAGGAACUGGACCUCGACUCUGAGAGGGCGAGCGCCCGGACCUUCCUCCACCAGACCCAGCAGGAGCUCCAGAAAACCCCCACGCUGGAGCCCAAGGAAACCGCAAUCAACGAGCAGUACCAGAGGACCAUGUCUCUGAAGAAGACCGUGGAGUCCCGAAUGAGGGCACUGGGGGUUCUCGAGCAGAAGAAGGGUGGCAGACCAGGAAGUGUGUCCCAAGAUCUGGUGGACUUGCAGGUGGCAGUGCUCAGUGAAUGCGACUCACAGAUGGAGGAGAUCUCUCAGGCCAAGGAGUCUCUGAGGAGCUACACGAAUGCCGUUAAACAAGCGGCAGAAUUCCUGAGGAACAUCGAGGUCUCUCUGCUGCCGCCGCAGGGCACCGCUGGGCUCUGCUCCGAGAGCCUGGAGGAGACCCAGCGGGCUUUGGCCUCGCUGCAGCAGCAGUUCCAGACCCACGUGGAGGAGCUCCAGCGACAGGACACCCUGCACCCUUACCUGUCCGCCCAGAGGGUGGAGCAGCUCCAGGAGGACAUCCUGAGCCGGCUCCUGGUGAGGAUGUCCACCCUGCAGGCCAAGGGACACAUGCGAGUGGAGUGUCUCAGCAGCUGUGCAGAACAACACAGAAAAUACGCCGCGAGGCGAGAAGAAAUCCUCCAGAGUGUGCAGAGCGCAGCGAGCAGCCUCUCCCAGCUCGUCCGGGAAAAGGUCUCCUCCCUCACCGACUGCACCGACCAGCACACCCAGCUCACUGUCCUGUCCGAGGAGGUGGAGACCUUGCAGAGGCGUCUGGAGGAGCUGGAGGAGUGGUGCCCCGAGCAGAGCUGUCGCGGAGGCCGGGAGGCCGCCGUGGCCGCCGUGUGGAGACGCGUGUCCAGGCUGCGCCGCUGCACGAGAGAGCUGGCGACUCGCAGCAGGCGGAGGGUCGCAGAGUGGAUCCAAAUCACCGACGGCGUGGAGAAGGCCUCCACCCUCUUGGAGCAGGUGGAGGCGGAGCAUCCCGACGGAUCCCCCGUGAAGGCCUCCUCCGAGGACCUCCAGGCUCUGCUGCAGCGCUGGGAGCAGCACCAGGACCGGCUGGACUGCGAGCACCGGGCCCUGUCCGCGCUGGAGCUGCGCACCGCCCGGCUGCUGGGCGUCCCCGCCCACCUGGAGAAGGCGCCGCCCGCCGCGCUCUGUCAGCAGCUGCAGGCCAUGCAGGACCGCUACGGCAGUGUGAAGCAGAGGAGCAGGGAGGGCUUGAAGGCGGCGCGGGCCGAGCUGGAGGAGAGGGAGCGGCUCGGCGGAGAGCUGCAGGCCGUCGGCGUCUGGCUGCAGGCUGCAGACGGUCUUCUGUCAAAGAUGGAGAAGAGCCGCAGCACGCAGGAGCUUCAGGAGGUCCACAGCCAGCUGUGUAACCACAAGGCGUCGCUGCAGCGCGUCACGGAGGGCGUGAAGAUGAAGUACUCGGACGCGUCCUCUCCGGUGUGGCUGGAGUUUGACGGCCGGCUGCAGGACGUCUCGCAGUCUCUGCAGAAAGUACAAGUGAAGGUGGGGGAGGCCUUGGAGAAGAGCGGCCCCGUCUACCGGCUGGGGGCGAGGCUGUCUGAGAUCCAAGCCGGCCUGACCUCGGUCCAGAAAAGACUUGAACAGAGGAGUCCCAACGUGAGCCAAGCAAAGCUCACCCAGAGGCGCGCGUGGGACGAGCUGGACGUGUGGCACUCGGCCGUGGCGGCUCUGGAGGUGGACGUGCAGGACCUGGAGAAGCCGGAGGAGGUGCUGAUCCUCACCGAGAGACUGGUGGAGGUGCAGCAGCUCCACUCCCUCCUGGCCAAGCAGGCGGAGCAGAGGACCUCCCUCAUCAGCAAGAUCCAAACGUGGCUACAGGAGCACCAGGAGAUGAUCAGCAGCUCCAAGAGCUGGAUGGCAGAGGCCAAGUCGUGGCUCGCUACACCCUGCACCUACACCACGGCCAAGUGCCUGAGCAGCCACGUUCACUCCCUGCAGACGGUGCUGGACGACUCGGCGCAGAUCCGCAGCGCGCUGCAGGGCUUCGGCUCGGUGCUGAAGGAGAUGUCUCAGGUGUGCGACGUGGCCGCUCUGCAGGAGCAGCUGGACGAGGCCGAGGUCCAGGUGGCCGUGGUUCAAGACGGCUUCACCGCUCCCCUGUCUCACCUGGGGCACGCCGCCGCCGAGGUGGAGGCCAUCGAGAUCGAAGUCCGACGGAUGGAGAACGACGUGGCUGACGUCAACGCGUCGCUUUCGUCUUCGGAGGCUUUGUCCAAGACCGCGAGGGCGGAACGCAUCAGGGUCAUUGAGCAGAAGAUCCAGUCCAUGAGGACGACCAUAGCCGAGAUCCAGAAGUGUAAGCCAGGCCUUUGUCUUCCAGAGAAGGCCGAAGAGACUCUGACUGUCUUCGCUGUGGUGGACCAGCUCCAGACUCUGCUGCUGGGCCUGGAGAAGAAGGUCCCCGCUCUGUUCGUCCAGCAGCCUCCGGCUCCGUCGGCUCAGACGUCGUCUCUACCUGGACUCCUUAAAUCCACCUCAGAGGAGUCGGAGGACAAAGAGGUGGAGGAGGGACAGAUCCAGAUCGUCCACGUGAAGGAGGACGUGCUGAAGGAGUCCGGAGCCUCGCUGCAGGCGGUACAUCGGUCCUCCCCCGAGCAGCGGCAGUCCAGGAGCCCUGACGGCACCCAGCAGAGGGAUCGGGCCGACGGAGGCAGUCAAGGUGGAGGAGGUGGAGCAGGUGGAGGCGGGGUGUGGUGGUGGCUCUGGGAUGCUUUCCUGGCCGCUUCGCCAGAGGUGCCUUUGAUUCUUACACCAGAGGAGACGGAAGGUGGUGCUGGAGGGAGCGCCAAACAGACGGGUGGAGACAGAGAGGAUGUUGAGGGCCCCACCGAAGCAAGCUCCUCCGAAGCUUUAUCGGCGGUCUGGCCUCAGUCGCUGCCCGAGAGCACGGUAGACACGCCCCCCCCCCUUAAGGUGUCCACGCCCGACCCGGGGACCCCGCAGAGAUGUGUGGUCUCUGCCCCUGAGGAGGAGCCCCAGCCGGGGUCCCGCCCCCCCCGAGGAGGUGCCCUCCACGCGUGCCUGCAGAGGGUCGGCCAGCUGGAGCUGUGGCUGCAGGAGGCCCGGAGGAGCCCGGCGGCCAUGCGGCCCAGCGUGGAGCAGCAGCUGCUCACCUGCCAGGAGAUGUUCCAGGACAUCGAGCGGCGGGUUUCCUGCCUGCCGCCUCUGGGCCGUCCGGCCGAUGGUCGACAGGAGGCGGCGGAGCUGCUCUCCUCCAAGCUGGAGGCUCUGAAGGCCAACCUGGUGUCCUUCCAGCAGCUGCUGCAGGGGAGGAGAGAGCCUGGGGGGCAGGGCCUGGCUCCUCCCCCUCCGGCCUCGGCCCCUCCCCCUCAGGUUCAGGAGAUCUUCUCCUCCCCGAGGAACAAGCUGCUCAGACAGAGCAGCCUGCAGCAGCAGAAGGAGUUGGAGCAGCAGCUGACGGAGCAGAGAGGACUGACUCGCUCCAUCGCCCGGCAGGGCAGCGGGACUCGCCUCCACGGCCGGGAGCCGGAGGACCGCAGCAGGCCGUCGCCACGGGGGCCUCCCGGUGCGGAGGAGGCCUCGGCUGAGGAGAAGUGGGAGGGGCUUCACCGCCGCCUGCUGGCCCUGGAGGAGAGCUGGCUGCUUCCUGCCUCCCAGGUGACAGACUCAUCUACGAGGCGCAGUGAUGGAACAGCGGGACGCGUGAUUACCGCACAGACCGUGAAAGAGCUCCAAACCCACAUCAGCCACCUGAGAGAGCUCAGACUCACCGCGGCGCCGCAUCGGGCCUCCCACACAGACCCCUCCCACGCUGACCCCUCCCACACGGACCCCUCCCACGCGGACCCCUCCCACGCUGAUCCCUCCCACACAGACCCCUCCCACGCUGACCCCUCCCACACGGACCCAUCCCCACGACCCUCCCACGCUGACCCCUCCCACACGGACCCCUCCCACGCUGAACCCUCCCACACAGACCCCUCCCACACGGACCCCUCCCACGCUGACCCCUCCCACAUGGACCCCUCUGACGCUGACCCCUCCCACACAGACCCCUCCCACCAGACGCUGGACGAGGGUUUGUUUCAUAUCCUGCACGGGGCGUCCCUGACCCUAACCUCCAUCAGCGGCCUGCUGCCCCGGUCUGCUGGGGGGGGCCGUGGGUGUCCUCGAGGGGGGGUCGUGCAUGCGAGCCUGUCUGCGGAGCUGGCGACCCUCGGCGGCGAGCUGGCCUCUCGGGGGUCAGAGGUCAGCCGCGUCCUGGGGGCGCAGCAGUGCGUGGCCGAUGUGUGUCGCGUGCUUCCCGCCGUCCGCUCGGCACUGAGCAGCAGAGAGCAGCAGCUCGCGGAGCUGCAGGAGGACGUGACGCAGCAGCAGAUAUUACUCAAUGAGUUGCAUGCAGCCUUCACCUCUAACCAGGCGGCGCUUCUUCAGAUAACUAAAGAGUCCACUGGACCGCCUCAGCUACAGGCUUUGGCUGAGAUGCAGGAGUCUUUGCAGCAGCAGGUGGAGCAGGUGAGCUCCCUCCUGGAGGAGGCUGGCCGACCCCACCUGCCUGCUGCUCUCCUCCAGCAGGCCUCGCAUCUGCAGGCCGCGCUCGUGGGCUCUCUGGGUGGCGUUGGCUCCCUGCGGGAGGAGCUGGAGGCCGGCGUGGAGCUGCAGCAGCAGUGCGAGCGGCUGGUCGGCGGCCUGGAGGAGCUGCUGGCUCUGGGCUCGGAGCGUCUGGCCCGGCGGCCCGUCGCCGAGCUGCAGACCAGCGCUCGGCUCCAGCGGCAGCUCGCCGGCCACACGGGGUUCUUCCGCUUCCUGGGCCAUCGCUUUCAGAUCCUGCAGCAGCUGACCCAGAGAGUCCCAAAGAGCGCCCAGCGGAGGUGGGAGGCUGCGGUGACGGGCCUGCAGGCCGAGGUGUCCCGAAUGCAGCAGCACGCGCUGGACGAAGGGACCAGGAUGCAGGAAACCCUACAGAUGUGGUCCCUGUGGGAGGAGGACAGCGCCUGGACGGACUCCCUGCUCAGAGACAUUGAGACUUCAUUUCCCAAGAUGCACGAGGGGGAUAAUUCUGAGCUCGGUGCCUACCAGGAGCGGCGUGGCGUCCUGCAGGGGAGCAGGGCGCGGUUCAGUCGGAUGCUGGAGGCGGGGCUCUGGCUCAAGGUGGCGGGCUGUGGGGGGGUGGGUGCGUCCACCCGCAGCCUGGAGGCACGAUGGAGAGCCCUGCACAGGAAGGUGGAGCUCAAACACACAGAUGUUGAAAGGAGGAGGAAGCUGAGGAGCAGGUUUUGUCGUGACUCCGCCGCGCUGGCCGAGUGGAUGGGCGGAGCCAGAGAACUCAUUGACCAAUGCCGUCAGCUCUCCGCUGAGGACGAGGUGGAUGUUGAACAGAGGCGGGACCACUACCUGAAGUCCGUGACUUUGACCAAAGAGCUGGAGGCCAAAUCUCAGCUGAAGGCGGCUGUUGUCUGUGUUGGAACCCAGCUGGUUGAGCUGAGGGAAGAGGACAGAGACCCUGAUGGAGGUCUGGAGGACCCGGAUCGGCUCCCCGUCCCCUCCCAGCUCAGACGGGUCGAGCUCCACUGGUCCGGUCUGCAGGCCGACGCUCCUGUCCUCCAACGCGCUCUGCACGAGCGAUGGAUGAAGACGUUGUCCCAGCAGGAGGCGCUCCUGGAGCUGCAGGCCUGGCUGGAAGUAGCCGAGUCCCGUCUGGAGGAACAUCGCGGCAGAGUCAACGGAAGCUCGGCCUCCGACGCCGACCUGGGUCGGCUCCUGAGAUGCUGCGAGGAGAGUCGGGCCGAGAUGACGGCGCACCGGGCCACGCUGGACUACUUGAGCCGGCCGCUGCACACGUGCGGUACCGAGGACGGCCAGAGGGGGCGCCAGGAACACAACCAGUUCGCAGAGGAGCAGGGUCGGCUCAACCAUCGGUGGCUCCGCCUCCUGGAGACCCUGGACUGUCAGCUCGACGAGGUGCAGCAGGAGAUGAGGAGCAGAGCGGAGCAGGAGGCCCGACUGCAGCAGAUCAACAGCUGGAUCGCAGACCAGAACCGCUGGAUGGACUCGGCCCGGACGCCCAGCAGCCUGACGGAGCUGCAGAGGAGCGUCGACGCCGCCCAGGAUCUGCAGGAAAAAAUCGAGCACCGAGCUGCCGCCCUGCAGGAGUCGAGAGGCCGACUCGUUGGAGGAGGAACCAGCAGCAGGGAUCUAAUCGCUCGGACCGAGAAAUCCAUCCAGGCCUGUGCAGCCCUCACACAGCAGCGGGACUCGCUCCACCAGAAGCUGCUUCGGGCCCAACAGCUGUGGGAGUGCGUGCCGAAACCGCUUAAUCAAAUGAUGCUGAAAACGGCGCGAGUGUCUCAGACUCUGGAACUCCACAGCGGCGCUGCACUCUGCCUGCAGGCACACAGAGACCUCCACCUCCAGCUGCAGCUUCUCCACGAGGAGACGGAAGCCUCGGGGACAGAGUGGGACGGGCUGAGCCGAAGCGCCUCCACCCUAAGCGGCCUCAUCAGUCCCGCUGCCGGCGUCCUCCUCAUGGAGCAGCUGGACAAGCAAAGGGACAGCUGGGCGGCGGGGGCGGCGGCGCUGGACGGGCGGCUCCGGGGGAGUCGGGCGGUGCUGCAGCUUUGGGAGGCGUACGGCGCGCUGGCUGCGUCUUCCUCUCUGCGGCUGCGGGCGCUGCGGACGGAGGGCAGGUCGCCGGCGGGCGGGGGGGCCGCAGGCGACGACGGCGCGGAGCAGCUCGCUGGGAGGAUGCAGCUUGUCCAGGGCCUCCUGGAGAGGACAGACGCUCUGCAGUCUGACAUGGGGGGUUUGCUGGAGGCCUCCAGGGACCUAACCGGACACCUGGAAGCUUCGGCCGCCAGUCUGGUCCAAUCAGAGAGCUGGUUGUUGUCACACGGUGUUCAGCAGCUCAGCCGGGCGCUGACGGGGAGUCGGACUCAGCUGCAGGAGGAGCUGGAGCAGCUGCAGGAGUUUGAGGACGUCCUGGAGGCUCUGGAGGAGAAGCUGGAGCUCCAGCAGCAGUCCGGCCUCCUGGAGCUGAGCGCUGCCUCCGCCGACUUGGAUGUGCUGAACGGGCGGAGCUGCAGCCUGUCGCUGGGCGACGCCGCAGCUCACCGCCUGCGAAGCCUCAACCGCCGCUGGGCCGACGCCUCCGCCAGAGCCGAGGAGGCCUGCAGCGAGCUGCAGGCGGAGGCCUUGAGGCAGCAGAGCUUCCAGGAGAAGUGUGAGAGCUGGAUGUCCUUCCUGCAGAGGAUGGAGGACAGUCUGGCUGUGGACGUCUCCGGCUCGUACGUCGGCCUCCGGCAGCAGCUCCGCACGCACAAGCGGUUCCAGGCGGAGCUGUCCACCGGCCACCAGAUCCUCCACUCGGUCAUCUCCGAGGCUCUGCACCUGCUGCAGAGGGGAGAGGUGGAGGACAGGAGCGACUUCGUCCUGAAGCUGUCCCAGCUCCGGGAGCACUGGCAGGGUGCGGUGCGGCGGGCCGAGCAGCGGCGCUCGUGGGUGGAGGGGCUGGUGGAGCACUGGCACGUGUUCGGCCGCAGCCUGAGGAAGCUGCGGAGGUUCCUGUCGGAGGCGCGGGCGCUCCUCCCCCCCGCCGGGCCGGCCCGCUGCAGCCCGCGGCAGCUGAGGAGCUCGCUGCGGGGCCUCCAGCACGCGGAGCAGAUGUUCCAGAGGCACCAGUGCAGCUUCAUCCACACUCUGGAGGUCGGCCGGCAGCUCUUCUCCAUGGGGGACGAGGAGACGCAGACCCGGCUGCAGAGCGACCUGGGAACCCUGCAGGAGGAGUGGGACGGCCUGCACGGCCUUCUGGGCCGGAGGACGGAGCUCACCGAGGAGGUCGUCAAGACGUGGGAGCGCUGCGAGGCCGGACUAGCGGACGUCGCGCUGCAGCUGGAGGAGCUGAAGACCAGGCUGAACCAGUCGAUGCCAGAGAGCGACGAGGAGCUGCUGAGAGCCGACCGGAACAACAAGGAGAACGAGGACGCGCUGGAGGACUGGGCUGAGAGCCUGACGGAGCUGAGCACCAUGAAGACGGAUCUGUCCCAGUACGUCAUCGCCGACGACGUCCUGCUGCUGCAGGAGCAGGUGGAGCACCUGCACCGUCAGUGGGAGGAGCUCUGCCUCAAGGUGUCUCUGCGUAAGCAGGAGAUCGCAGAUCGCCUCAACGCGUGGAUCAUCUUCAACGAGAAGAACCAGGAGCUGUGCGAGUGGCUGACGCAGAUGGAGAACAAGGUGGCGCACGACUCCGACCUCAACAUCGAGGAGAUGGUGGAGAAGCUCAAGAAGGACUGCAUGGAGGAGAUCAACUUGUUCAGUGAGAACAAAACCCACCUGAAGCAGCUCGGGGAGCAGCUCAUCACAGCCAGCAACAAGACCAAAGAGACGCAGGUCAACGACAAGCUGAAGGACGUCAACGACCGCUGGCAGCACCUGUUCCACCACAUCGAGGACAGGGUGAGAAAGCUGAAGGAGACGCUGGUGACGGUGCAGCAGCUCGACAAGAACAUGAGCGGCCUGCGGACGUGGCUGUCGCACAUGGAGGCGGAGCUGGCCCGGCCGCUGGUCUACAGCGUCUGCCACGGCGACGAGAUUCAGAGGAAACUGGCCGAGCAGCAGGAUCUGCAGCGGGACAUCGAGCAGCACGCGGAGAGCGUGGCGUCGGUGCUGACGCUGUGCGACGUCCUGCUGCACGACGCCGACGCCUGCGGCGGCGACUCGGAGAGCGACUCCAUCCUGCAGACCACGCGCAGCCUGGACCGCCGCUGGAGGAACAUCUGCGCCGUGUCCACGGAGAGGAGGAUGAGGAUCGAGGAGACCUGGCGUCUCUGGUGCAAGUUCCUGGACGACUUCUCUCGCUUCGAAGACUGGCUGAAGACGGCCGAGCUCACUGCGGCCAACCCGGACUCCGCCAACGUCCUCUACACCAGCGCCAAGGACGAGCUCAAGAGGUUUGAGGCGUUCCAGCGGCAGGUCCACGAGCGCCUCACUCAGCUGGAGCUGGUCAACAAACAGUACCGCCGCCUGGCCCGGGAGCACCGGACCGACGCCGCCAGCACGCUGAGGGUCCUGGUCCACGAGGGGAACCGCCGGUGGGACGGCCUGCAGAAGAGGGUGGCGUCCGUGCUCCGCCGACUCAAGCACUUCACCUCUCAGAGGGAGGACUUCGAGGGGCGGAGGGAGGCCAUCCUGGUGUGGCUGACGGAGAUGGACCUCCAGCUCACCAACGUGGAGCACUUCUCACAGAGCGACGCCGAAGACAAGAUGAGGCAGCUCAACGGCUUCCAGCAGGAGAUCACCCUCAACACCAACAGGAUAGACGCCCUGAUCGUGUUUGGGGAGAACCUGAUCCAGAAGAGCGCCCCGCUGGACGCCGUGCUGAUGGAGGACGAGCUGGAGGAGCUGCACUCGUACUGCCAGGAGGUGUUCGGCCGAGUGUCCCGCUUCCACCAGCGGCUGGUCAGCCGGCCGGUUCGGGAGGAGGAGAGGGAGCUGUCCGACCCGGACGACACGGCUGAUCCGACCCCCGGCACUUCCUCCUGGGACGGGGAGGGGAAGGAGGAGGAGUCUCCGGCAGUGGGCGGAGUCUCGUAUAGCCAGCGGGCCGCGUGCCACCUCCCCGCUCCCCCUCCGGCGCGGCCAGGACGAGAGACCCCCGUCAGCGUGGAAUCCAUCCCGCUGGAGUGGGACCACACCGUGGACGUGGGGGGGUCCUCGUCCCACGAGGACGACGAGGACGCCGCCUACUUCAGCGCCCUGUCAGUGAAGUCGGUGACCGACCCGCCCAGCUGGCACCAGCCCGCCCCCCCGCAGAGGAAACGGGUUCCCAGAGAAUCCCCCCGAGGCCUGAACGUGUCUCCCAGCAGGGCCCCCUUCCACCAGCAGGGCUACGUUAAGCUGAUGUCCGAGUGCAGCGGCACCAUCAACAGCGUGAGGAGAGUGAAGCUGAUCCUGGACCACGAGGAGGAGCCGGAGGAUCCGGGUCUGACCAGCAGCACGGCGGAUAAGCAGACCAGCACAGGAGUGAUCGAGCGCUGGGAGCUGCUGCGAGCUCAGCCGCUGCACGGCGACGGCGUCCAGCAGGACAUGGAGCAGUGGCAGAAGCUGAACGCCGACCUCUGCGAUGUCACUUCCUGGUUGGGCAGGGCGCUGCCGGAGCUGGAGAGGCUGCAGCGCAUCGAGCCGUCCACCAGCAUCCGAGACAUGGAGGUCAACGCCAGGACGCUAAAAGAGAUGCAGAGGACCUUCAACAGCUACAAGUGUCUGAUGAUCUCCGCCAACCUGAGCAGCCGCCACUUCCUGCGGGGCGACGGCGCCGAGCAGCAGGAGCUACGGGACGCCAUCGACUCGGCCAACCGGGGCUGGAUGCAGGCCUGCGGCGGCCUGGAGAGCUGGGAGAGGAGGCUGCACUCUGCACUCAUGGAGUGUCAGGAGUUCCACGAGGCGCUGCACUCCCUGCUGCUGUGGUUGUCCCGGGCAGAGAACACGCUUGCUGGGGUGGACGUGGUCGACCAGCAGAGAGACACGCUGACGGCUCUGCAGCACGAGCUGCGCGGCCGCCAGCGGGAGGUCUCCUCGCUGCAGGACAUCUCCUCUCAGCUCCUCCUGGAGGCCCCGGGAGAGGACAGCGUGGAGGCCAAGGAGAAGGUUCACGUCAUCGGCAACAAACUGCACCUCCUGCUGCGGCGGGUGGAGGCCGACCUGAACGCGCUGCAGGAGAGACCGGUGGAGGCAGCAGGUCUGCGAGCGGCUGCAGACGGACGAGCGCCGACCAAAAGGCAGGAGAGGAGGGACUCCGCCCCCCAGCGACCCUUCUUCCUGCGGGUGCUCCGAGCCGCCUUCCCGCUCCACCUGCUGCUUCUCCUGCUGCUGCUGGUGUCCUGCUUGGUGCCGCUGUCCGACGAGAGCUUCAGCUGCACGCUGUCCAACAACUUGGCCCGCUCCUUCUACCCCAUGCUGAGCUACACCAACGGGCCCCCGCCCACCUGAUGAGCGCUCAGACACGCAGAAAAAGCUCAAACCCUCAUUGCUCCAUUUGAAAAUAUGUGUGUUGUUUGUGGCGUUCCAAAGGAACCACACGACUGCUUCUCUUAAUGUUCUCAUUUGUGAAGUUUUGCCAACCGACCGCCCUGAUAAGUUAUUUAAAUUUCUACAAUGUAGAGGGUUAAAAAUGAAAAUAUGUAGGAAUAAUAGUGAAGGAAAAAGAGGACGGAAGCCACUCGUUGAUGCACAUUUUGUACAGAUAUUUAAGUUCGAUCUGUGAGAUAUUAGUAAAAACCACUCAUCUGCCUUUCUGUAGUCAUCAGAACUAGCACAACAAAUCAAAUAUAGGAGCUGUUAUAGAUGAUUUGUGUAAAUACUUGAGAUCAGAUUAAGUGUGGUACUGAAAUCUAUAUUUAACUAUAUUUUAAGCGCCAGUGGAUUGAAAUGAAAUAUUUUCCUAUGAUGGUGUUGACUUUACGGCUUCCAGAAAGAGUUGAACCUCUGAUGAAGAGCUAAUCACCUGCUUUCAGCUACAAAUUAGCAUUGAAAUCCAAACACCACAAAAUCAGCUCCGGCAGGGAGUCUAGUGCGGAGACAACAGCCGACGCACAACUUUAAAACACUGUCGUGUGGUUGACAAAACAGCAUCAAAUGCAGCCGUGUGCAAAGAUCUUUCAAUAGGUUUCAUUGACAGUUUUAAUAUCCUAAAUGUUAUCGAGUGUAAUAUUUUUUUUGAAAUGCAGUGUUUAAUUGUAAUUUGUGUAUAAUCUCAGCGUCACACAGACUGAAGAGAAACUACAAAAAGUCGGUAAAGUUUGAUAUAUUUGAGUUAUUUAUGGGAUGAAUAGAUUGUCGUUUUCGAUUGACAAUAAACUGUUUGUCAUGAUCA